CACCGCCACCACCACCUCCACAAAACUCAACACAAAAACCCCAAAUUCCAAUCAAACCCUAACCCUAAAAUUCCAAAUCCCUAACCCUAGACAUCAGAACAAUGUCCACACCACCCCCGCCCUCGCCCACGGCCUCAGCCUCGGCCUCGGUCCCUGCCUCGCCAGUCUCCACCAAGAAGGCCCAGCCUCUGCCAUGGACGCACGAAGAGACGGUGCAGAUGAUCCGGGCCUACCAGGAAAAGUGGUACAAGCUGAGAAGAGGUCCGCUCAAGUCGAGUCAAUGGGAGGAGGUGGCGGUGACGGUGGCAGCUCGAUGCGGCUACGAGCACGCCGAGCAGUCCAAGACCGCCACUCAGUGCCGUCAUAAGAUGGAGAAGCUCCGGCAACGGCACCGUACACUGAAGAAGCGCCUCCGGCCCGGGUCGAGGUCGCGUUGGCCCUUCUUCGAGCUCAUGGAGAGCUUGGAGCGCGGUCCCAUGCCCAUCUCCUCCAGACCCAUGGCUGUGAUGCCAUGUCAGCCAGAAGAAGAAGAAGAAGAAGAAGAGCAGCGUCAUGAUCGUCAUGGCGUUGAUGUUGACGGUGAGGAUGAUGAUGAGGAGAAUUCCAGUAAGGUGCGGAGUAUUGAUUACAUACUACGGAGGCCCACGAUUGUGAAUAGGUUUUCUGGAGGACAAGCCUCGUUUUGGCAGGACACAGCCGCAGCCAAGAGAUCGAGAGACGCGGUGGACGGUGGCGGUGGCUACAAUGGCUAUGUGGUGGAGCCGCCCCAGAUGGGGGGAGAGAUGGCUGUGGAAUUAGCAGACGAAAUUAGGGCUUUUGCGAAAAGGUUCAUUGGGGUUGAGAACACGAGGAUGGAGUUCAUGAAGGAAACAGAGAGACGUAGAUUGGAGAUGGAGAAGAGGAGGAUUGAUAUGAUUCUGCAAUCCCAGCAAAAGAUUGUUGACUCCAUUGACAAGGCCUUUGGCUCUUCUACCAACAAUUGCCCUUCUCAACUAUCAUAAUAUGCUUGCUUGUUAAAGAUCCCUGCCCAAAGAGUCGAUGUGAUGCAAUCUUUUAGCCUAUGUACUUGGACAUUGGUCAAACCAAAGAAGCACUUGCUUGGUUAUUCUUAGCACAUUUAUUGGCCAUGGCUCUCACAAUGCAUGUGAAUCUGUCUCCUUAAAGGUUUGUUAAAGAUUUCAUGUUGCUUCUUUUAGACAUAUCCCUCCCUCUCCGCUGUGGGACCCGGACCAAGGGCUCUCUGAAUUCUAAGAAAACUAUGGUUAUGAAGUGAAAGAACAUAUCAGAGACUUGUGCUGUUUACCUUCCGGCUUUCUUAUAAUUGAGAUUUGAAACAGUGACUAGCCUAUGGGCUGUGUCCAAGAUAAUGAGGAUGGUGAAAGAUUGUACUUUUUAAUUUUUCAAAACUACAUAUUUCCAUUUUUAACCAAAAAGGCUUGGCUGAUAAGAGUAAAAUUAUGACUUAGAAUUUGGACCCCAAAGCUCCUCUUC
Prunus persica (peach) is the source of this 1491-nucleotide messenger RNA. RefSeq names its product trihelix transcription factor ASIL1. Gene Ontology annotation, cellular component: nucleus. Gene Ontology annotation, molecular function: transcription cis-regulatory region binding. The coding region runs from base 102 to 1001 and encodes 299 amino acids. The record is from RefSeq and is a predicted model, not a curated record. NCBI's taxonomy places the organism in Eukaryota, Viridiplantae, Streptophyta, Magnoliopsida, Rosales, Rosaceae. The transcript has 2 exons.